UGGGAAUCUGGGGAAUGUUAUGCAUGUAAAAAAAAAAGAAGUAGAAACGCAAAGCAGAAAUUGACUGAGUUUGGAGUAUGGCACCAAAGUAAGAAAGCAGAAGUAUACUAGAGUUUGCAGUGAGUACCUCCCUAAUACUUCCUCUCCACUUUUCCAAGCUUUGGGUCCAUGAUUGCUCAACAAUUUGUUUGGCUUUGUAUGUUAACUCUCUUUUCAGUCACCAGGUUCCAGGUAUCAUCAGUAUGCCGGCCAGACUUCCCUGGAUUGAAGACACCACCAAUGUGUCCUGGAGCUCAGCUUCCCCAGAGACCCAUCCUACUAGGGAAAGAGAGAGGCAGACUGGGAGUAUGGACCGACCAGUCAACGCCCAUGUUCAGCGAGGAAGCAAUUACAGAAGCCAGACCUUCUACCUUCUGCAACCCUCAAUGACCCUGGGUCCAUGCUCCCAGAGGGAUAGAGAAUGGGAAAGCUAUUGGGGGAGGGGGUGGGAUAUGGAGAUUGGGUGGUGGGAAUUGUGUGGAGUUGUACCCCUCGUACCCUAUGGUUUUGUUAAUUAAUCCUUUCUUAAAAAAAAAAAAAUUAAUAGGAACCAGCAGACAUGUUACAAUGUGCAAGGAUCCAAGUUCAAACCCUGGGUCCCACCUGUAGAGGGGAGAGUUUCACAACAAAGGAGCAGAAAAAAAAAAAAAGAAUGUGGGCUUCAAAGCCAGAUGAUUUGAGUCCAAAUGCAUCAUGUGCUGGUGGGAAAGUAACCAUUUCUCUGAGCAAGCAUGUCUCCUAGUCUAAGCUGAGGUAGAAUCACUAAGAUGUUAUCUGUUUGGGAGUCAGGCAGUAGCAUAGCAGGUUAAGCACAGGUGGCACCAAGCCCAAGGACUGGCGUAAGGAUCUGGUCCGGCCCCUGGCUCCCUGCCUGCGGGGGAGUCACUUGACAAGCGGUGUCUAUCUUUCACUUCAUAAUCAGGUAUCUAUCUUUCUCUCCCUCCGUCUUCCCCUCCUCUCUCCAUUUCUCUCUGUCCUAUCCAACAACGAUGACAUCAAUAACAACAACAAUAAUAACUACAACAAUAAAAAAAAAAGAGAAACAAGGGCAACAAAAGAGAAUAAAUAUUAAAAAAAAAAAAGAUGUUAUCUGUUCAAACAAGCAACCUACGUAUACUGGCUGAAUGUCCCUGGCUCUCCACAGCAGAGAUGACACAGCCUCAUUCCCUCUACCAAUCAGGAGGGUGAAGAACAGGCUUCUCUGAAAGUCUGGUGCCCCCAGAGUCCCUGAGAGACUUCCUUCAUCUCAGCCACCAGGUGGUCAGUACAGACUUACUUUAACGAAAAAUUCAGUGCUCAGUACUUAGAAUACUCUUCAGAAGGCCUAUCAGAGGUCAGGCUUUGGUGGGUGGAACAUGUGAGAAUCUCACACCUGGGCUCUGGUAAAUUCAGAGUUGGGUCAAGGGACCUUGACCUGGAGACCCUCCUGACCAGAGUGUGAGAGGGGACCGAGUCCACACAGCUGGCCUGGCCUCAGUCCCGGAACCUUGAUCCAAGGACAAGGAGACCCAUAAGACCAGGCCUACCCAGUUCCCAAAUCUCACACCUGCCACAAUGCUGCUGUUCAGUCUGACCCUUAGCGUGCUCCUCCUCGGCUCCUCCUGGGGCUGCGGCAUUCCUGCCAUCAAACCGGCUCUGAAUGCCAACCAGAGGAUUGUCAAUGGUGAGAACGCAGUGCCCGGCUCCUGGCCCUGGCAGGUGUCCCUGCAGGUAUGUGCACCCUGGGGGUGGGGAAUGGUGCUAGGUGCUCCAUGCCUUGGUGGAGCCAAGUCUCCCCUCACUUCUGACAUCUUACCCCAGGACAGCAGCGGCUUCCACUUCUGCGGUGGUUCCCUCAUCAACCCCAACUGGGUGGUCACUGCUGCCCACUGCAAUGUUGUCGCUGGCCGCCACUUUGCUGUCUUGGGUGAAUAUGACCGAUCAUCCAACGCCGAGCCUGUGCAGGUUCUGUCCAUCUCAAGGGCUAUCACCCAUCCUAACUGGAACCCCAACACCAUGAACAAUGACCUGACACUUCUGAAGCUCGCCUCCCCAGCCCGGUACACAGCACAGAUCUCACCUGUUUGCCUGGCUCCUUCAAAUGAUGUGCUGCCCUCAGGACUCACGUGUGUCACUACAGGCUGGGGCCGCAUCAGUGGUGUCGCCAAUGUGACUCCAGCACGCCUGCAACAGGUGGCUCUGCCCCUGGUCUCUGUGAGUCAGUGCCAGCAGUACUGGGGCUCAAGGAUCACCGAUUCCAUGAUCUGUGCUGGAGCCGCAGGUGCCUCCUCAUGCCAGGGUGACUCCGGAGGCCCUCUUGUCUGCUUGAGGGGGAACACCUGGGUGCUUACUGGUGUGGUCUCUUGGGGCACCAGCAACUGCAAUGUGCGGGCACCUGCUAUGUACACUCGGGUUAGCAAGUUCAGCGCUUGGAUCAACCAGAUCGUAGCCUACAACUAAGACCACUGCCACCACCCUCCCAUCUCAAUCCAAUAAAGGCCUCAGACUAUCCUCUGUA
This is a messenger RNA of Erinaceus europaeus (western European hedgehog), 2536 nucleotides long. RefSeq names its product chymotrypsin like (gene CTRL). The transcript is spliced from 6 exons. Gene Ontology annotation, biological process: proteolysis. The record is from RefSeq and is a predicted model, not a curated record. NCBI's taxonomy places the organism in Eukaryota, Metazoa, Chordata, Mammalia, Eulipotyphla, Erinaceidae. The coding region runs from base 1594 to 2478 and encodes 294 amino acids. Gene Ontology annotation, molecular function: serine-type endopeptidase activity.